Molecule: messenger RNA, 2352 nt
Organism: Plasmodium reichenowi
Lineage: Eukaryota; Apicomplexa; Aconoidasida; Haemosporida; Plasmodiidae
Exons: 1
Coding region: 1-2352 (783 amino acids)
Source: RefSeq, a predicted model, not a curated record
AUGUUUUUUAGCAAUAAUAUAAAAGAAAUUAAUAACAAUGGCUUAAUUUUUACAACAGUAGAAAGAAUAAAUAUUAAGGAGCUUUUAAAGAUAGCUGAAGAAAAUGAAGUAAGAAAAAAUAAAAAGGAUACCAUAAUAGAUUAUAUAUCUUAUUUAAAUAAUAAAAAAUGUUUGAUAAAAUUAAGAAAGUUAUUAAAGAGUCAUUUAAUAAAUAGCCAAAUAGUAAUAACAAAUUUUUGUGAUAGAUCUAAUGAAUUAUUUAAUAGUAAAUAUAUAUUUGAAAAUGUUAUAAAUAAUAAAAGAUCAUAUUUUAUAAAAAAUUUAUAUUUAUCCAGCUUAUUUAGUAGUGAUUAUAUUACAUAUAUUAUUAAGAAAUAUGAUCAAGUUAUGGUAUCUUAUAAUUGUAAAUAUGAUAAUAAAAUAUAUAUAAAUAAUAAUAUCCUCUAUUUAUGUAUUAACGAUUUAACAAAAUUAAGAUUAAUUAAUCACAAAAAUGUAUACAAAGACAAAUAUAUGUUGAAUCAUAUAGUAUCCAUAGAUAUAUGUAAUGAUAAAGAAAAUAAGGAUACCAUAACAUAUAACAAAAUAAAUCAUACAAAUAAAUGCGUUAAUAAAAAUAUUACAAAUGAAUGUAUGAAUAUAAAUUUAAUAAAUAAAACAUCCAUACCAAAUGAAAAUCACGGUAAUAGUAAUAAUAAAGAAAAAAUUGGCGGGAAAUUAAGAGAAAUUUAUGAAAAUUUUUUUACGAAUUUGUAUACAUAUCCAGUAGAUUUAUUAUGUAUAUACAAUAAUUGUGAUGAAAAUUUUAUUAGGAUAUUAAAAAGUAUACUAGUCAAUAAUAAAUCUAUAAAUGUUCAAAUAUAUCCACUAUAUAUGAAAUAUCAUGAAUAUUCAUAUAAAUUAUGUGGGGCUCUAUUUUCAAAAUUUUCAAAAUUUUCAAAAGAUUCAGAAAAAGAAGAGGGGAAAAUAGGCACACAUUUUAUUUACAACAUGUCGGUUGAUGCAAAAAAUAAUGCUACUAUUAAUAAUAAUUACAAUAAUAAUAAUAAUAAGGGUCCAUAUUCUUUUAUGAAAAGUCAAUAUAAUAAUAUAAUGCAAAAUGAAAUAAAUAUGAACCAAGUUGCUGAUAUAUAUAAUGAUAUUUUUUCUAACUCUUCUAUAAAUCAACACAAUAAUAAUGAAAUUAUACAAAAAUGUUAUAACGUAAAAGAUAAUUAUACAAAUCAAUGUUUAAAUAAAUUUAAUCACGAAUUAAAUGAAAAUCAUAAUAUAUAUUAUUCAUCUCAUUUUUACAAUGAUAAAAAUAUUAAUAACCCUUAUGUAUAUAUAAGUAAAAAUGAGAUGGACGAUAAAUUUUUUUAUGAACUGAAUAUGGAAUAUAUAGAAAAGGAGAUUCUUGAAAAAUAUUCUUGUGAUGAUCAUAAAAUAAAGAAAAAUGAAAAUAUAAAUAUUAAAAUAAAUAAUAAUCAUGAUGUAUCAUCAUUUUUAUGUAACUCUAAAAAUCAUACAAAUGUCAUAAACUUACAUGAUAUAUACAAUAAUAAUUCUAAUAAUAAUAAUGAUGAUAAAAUAAAAAAAAAAAAAAAAAAAAUACACAAAUUUAAUGAUAAAAAAUUUUACGUGAAUUAUAAUUCAUCUUCAAGUAGUGAUAUAAGUAUAUCAUUAACUCAAAAUGGAGAUUAUAAAAUUAUUAAUACACCAAAGGAAAAAAAAAAAAAAAAAAACUUAAAAAAUGAUCAUAUUUCAAAUGAAAAAAAAAAGAAAGACGAAUAUGAAUAUGAAACAUAUAAAAAUAAAAAAGUUGAAAGUGUUCUUAAAUUCUUACAGAAUUAUAAAAACUCGUACUAUGUAAAUAAUCAGCAUUUAUUAAAAAAAGAAUGUCUCCAUGAUAUUAUAGAUAAUAUGAAAAAUAUGAAAGAUUUUUACAUUAAACAAGAUCAUUCUGAUAACGAAGAUGCCAAAUAUAAUAAUUUUAUUCUUUAUUUUAUGGAAUAUAUAGGUAGAAUUCUUUUAGAUAUUAAAUUAUGUUGUAAGCAAAAUACAAAUAUGUUAGUUAAAAAAAAAAAAAAAUUUUAUCAAAUCCAAAAAAUUAUUUUUAAUAAUGGUCUCAUAGAUAUGAAAAAUGUUCAAAAUUUAAGUAAUUUUUUAAUUCAUACAUUAAUUAAAAAAGAAAACAAUAAUGAUAGUAAAUUACAUUAUGUUUUAACUAUAUAUGGACAGGAUAAUAAUUUUAUUAAUUAUGAUAGAUACUUACAAGAAGGAUCUAAUCAAACGUGCAUUCACAUUUGUUUCUUUUCUUCUAAAGGAGAUGUUUAUAUAAUGAUUUUAGAUACACAAAAUAGGAUAUUAUAA